CGCCUCAGACCUGCUUUGGCAGAUGGUCAACAUCUUCCGUGCCAUUUCAGCAAAGUGAUCAUUGUACAAAUCCCCGAGUAGCAAUGGACGACAUUUUAGAUAACUUAUCUUUUACUGGACAUUCUGUCUUUUAUAACUUUACUGAUGAUUGGAUACCUGAUGGAAGGGAAACUAUUGAUUUUAUUAUACGAUGUGUCAUACCGACUGUGUAUAUUCUGAUCAUAACGAUUGGGUUGUUGGGGAACAUUACCUUGGUUAAGAUUUUUAUCACCAACAGUGCAAUGAGGAGCGUCCCCAACAUAUUUAUUUCGAGUUUGGCAGCUGGGGAUCUUUUGCUUUUGGUGACUUGUGUUCCAGUGGACGCGUUCAGAUACUUCUUUGAGGAGUGGAUYUUCGGUGUUGUGGCUUGUAAACUAAUACCGGUCAUUCAACUCACCUCAGUCGGAGUCUCAGUGUUCACUCUCACGGCUCUCAGCGCUGACAGGUACAAAGCCAUAGUGAAUCCUAUGGACAUCCAGACAUCCAGUGCUGUGUUCUGGACGUGUCUGAAAGCCGUGUCCAUCUGGGUGAUCUCUGUCCUGCUKGCGGUGCCCGAGGCCAUCUUCUCCCAGGUAGUACACAUCCAGGACAAGAACGUGACCUUCACCGCCUGUGUGCCCUAUCCCCUCUCCAACGAGAUGCAUCCCAAGAUCCACUCUGUCCUCAUAUUCCUGGUGUACUUCCUGAUUCCCCUGUGGAUCAUCUCUGUGUACUACUACCACAUCGCCAGGACGCUGGUCAAGAGUGCUCACGACAUGCCUGGGGAGAUCAGUGAGCACACUAAGAGACAGAUGGAGACGAGAAAACGGCUUGCCAAAAUUGUUCUGGUUUUCGUGGGCCUCUUCGCUCUCUGUUGGUUCCCCAACCACGUCUUGUACAUGUACCGCUCCUUCAACUACCGUCAGAUCGACUCCUCCCUGACCCACCUCAUCAUCACCCUGCUAGCCCGGGUGUUAAGUUUCUCCAGCUCCUGUGUCAACCCAUUUGCUCUCUACCUGCUGAGUGAAAGCUUCCGCAGGCACUUCAACAGCUCACUGCACUGCAAGAAGAAGCCCCAUUACGAGCGCAACACCAGCUACCUGCAGAGCACCUCAGCCAUAAGAAUGACCUCCAUCAAGAAGACCACCCCUACUGUCAUCAAUGGACAUGGCAACAGGCAGGAGGUCUCUCUGUAGGUUUAGGAGUGGUAGGAGUGGCACCAAAAAAAAAGAAACGUGCAAAACUUUACAAGGUGGACUAUUCUGAAAAGGACAUGCAUGUGUGCUCAACAGAAAAUGCUUGGCUUGAAGCCGCCUUGUCUAUACAUGUCCCACAAUGCUACAUAUGGCUGCAGAUGAGAUAUCACAUAUGAACUGAAAGUAUUGAACUGAACAUGUUUGUCAACAAAUCUGUCGUAAAUACUGGUAUCCACAAUGUUCCACUUUUCAUGUUUUUUGGUCAAUCUGAUGCAUGUAUCAUUUCACAGAGUUUGUAUAGAUAUACUGUAUGCUGUCUGUGACACAUACUACCCAAACUCCAAACCUAAAGAGCAGGCAAUUGCUUUUACGACACAAAAUCUGUCCAUGCACUUAAAAACAACAUUAUAAUGGCUCCCAAGGGGGCACAGGAGUUAAGGGUAAUUUCAACAAAAAUCAUAAUGUCCCUUUAAGUAAUUAUUUCCCUCAAACAUCUGCCUGAAAGUGGAUAGAAGUGCCAAAGCAGACAGAGGGGACCACAGGAAAUGUAUGCUGGAAAUGAAACCAACAUUUACCAAGUGUUGAUGGGAACCUGCAUGCCACUAUUGCAGGACAGUGAGAUGAUAAACACCAUACACAUUUGUUCAUGAGAUAUAUAUUCACUUUGAUAAUGCCAUUUCCUGUGCUAUGUUUGAAUGUUUAUCUUCAGAUGCUCAAUGUGACACCAAUGUUUGCUGUUUUGUUAAGUAAAACKUGUCCCAGUACGUUGAACUGCAAAUGCUGCAACAGUGCUGUAGAUUUUUUGUAUAAUAUUGUGUUGUUAUUUUGCAAACUUUGACCAUUCCAUGCACAGCAUAGCUUCAUUGAACAUGUAAAGGAAUAAGCUCUAAGAAUAGUGUGCUCUCUGAACAUGAUUAAUCAUGCUCAAUUACAGUCAAUUACAUUUCAAGACAUGCUUCUAUACUUUGGCAACUAGUAAAUAUUUUUUAAA
This is a messenger RNA of Salvelinus sp. IW2-2015, 2205 nucleotides long. RefSeq names its product neuromedin-B receptor-like. Gene Ontology annotation, molecular function: neuropeptide receptor activity. The record is from RefSeq and is a predicted model, not a curated record. Gene Ontology annotation, cellular component: plasma membrane. Gene Ontology annotation, biological process: G protein-coupled receptor signaling pathway. NCBI's taxonomy places the organism in Eukaryota, Metazoa, Chordata, Actinopteri, Salmoniformes, Salmonidae.